Messenger RNA from Lachancea lanzarotensis, 1179 nucleotides. RefSeq names its product LALA0S14e01464g1_1 (gene RAD17). Lineage: Eukaryota; Fungi; Ascomycota; Saccharomycetes; Saccharomycetales; Saccharomycetaceae. The record is from RefSeq and is a predicted model, not a curated record. Gene Ontology annotation, molecular function: double-stranded DNA binding; damaged DNA binding. Gene Ontology annotation, cellular component: checkpoint clamp complex. Bases 1 to 1179 code for a protein of 392 amino acids. Gene Ontology annotation, biological process: reciprocal meiotic recombination; double-strand break repair; DNA damage checkpoint signaling. The transcript has a single exon.
AUGUUCGAUCAAAAUGCACUGUUUUCGGCUUCUACGGUAAAUCUGGAGCACAUAACCACCGCUCUGAACUGUCUUACGCCCUUUGGAACCAAGGACGAUGUGCUUAUUAUAAUCGAUAGAGACGGACUGUCAUUCGCAAGACAGAACAAUAAAGUAAUCAGCAUACAACUGUAUUUGUCCGCCGAGCUCUUUGUUUCAUACAGCUAUAAUCCACCAAAUAACGAUCCCGAUGCUCAUCACAAAGUAUGUGUUAAGAUCCAUCAUAUCUUGGACAGCGUAAGUGUAGCAAGUCGAGAUAAAGACGACAUUGUUGAAUGCACAUUCUCGUACAAUGGCGAAGGAUUCCCCUUUAUACUCAUUUUCGAGGAUUCAGUCAUAACGGAAAAAGUCGAGUAUUCCACGUAUUUGGUCAAGGAAUGGGACUCAACUGGACUUGAGCUACAGGCAGAUGCGGUCACUAUGGAGUGCAUACUACGCGGAGAGGUAUUCUAUAACGCACUUCAGGACAUGAAAGAAAUAGGCUGCAAAGAAUGCUACCUAUAUGCAAUUGCAGGAACGGAUGGGAGAAAUUUACUAGCCCUAGUAUCGAGAAGUCAACUGGGGCUGUCCAAGAUACUUUUACCGAGCGAAAAGUCGAUUUUGGAGAAGCUCGAAGUUUUUGACUCCACAUCAUUCGAAAGGACUUUCGACCAGCCUGUGAUCGGUAUCUUCGACUUUUCUACACUGGACAAAAUCAGAUCCAGUGUCCGCAUUGCCAGCAAAGUAUUACUGCGAAAAGAUGUACAUGGACUAAUGAGCGUGAACAUCCUAAGUCAAACUGACGACUUUAUUUACGGAAACGUGAAGAAAUCGCGGCAUGCGAACAAAUCUGGAGCGGCUCAGUUGUCGAAAGACUAUCCCGGCGUUGUGAUCGACGUCGCCAUUUUGGAAAAAGCCCGUCUUGACGACUCAGACCUGACAGAUGUCCGUUUAUUGAUGGAUGCUGGCGAGCGAAGACAAAAGCCGAGCUACGAACCUUCCAACUUGCGUGCGGGGGUUAGCGUUGAAAGAGUUGUCACACAUACGCCGCAGCAGGGCGGGUCCCUACUUUUUGGCGGCAAAAACCUAUCAGCAGACACAACUGACGCGGAAACCGAGGAAUACGUACCUGCCACCAAUGAUAUCCCGCUUUUCUUCUAA